AUAAAAUAAAGUGCUUUUCAUAAUUUGGAGGCACCUUCCCCUGAGUUUCACUUGUUCUCAAUUGUUGCUUCCAUUAUAUUUACCUGCGAUAUUUUAGGUUAAACUCCAAGUUGGAAGGACCGACCAAAUAAUUUUCGCAUAUUUUGCUCUGUUUAACAAGCUGAACAUGUGAUCUAAUGAGCUAAAGUGUUACCUGGACGAUGCAGUUACACACGAUGAAUGGAACUAAUAGAAAAAUGAUAAAUUAAAAGGAACUGGAAACUGCCAGAGAGAACGUUCCUAAAAGGCAGAUUUUUCUUUCUUCUUUCAAGAGUUGAAGUGUUUUCUGGCUUACUGUCGCUUUAAAUGACACCUCCUCCCAGCAGUCGGUGGAUCCUGAGCGAGUUUCAUUGCAACAAACACUGGGCUUCAUACAACAGGCAGCCUGUGUCUGUGCAGCAGCCUGAACCACACGGCGCAACAAGCCGCCGCACAGGAAGGACAAAAGCUGCCGCUCAUGGUUCCCCAUGUAAGCGCGGAAGAGACUCGGAGCUGCUGAACUACAGAUCUCAACAGUUGGUGGUCGUUUGUGGGGGAGCACAGCCUUACAGCUGGACAUGGAUCGCCGGUGCCCCUCGUCUCCGUUUUGGAUUUAAUUCCGACUCUGCCUCCUCCUCCUUUCCGUCUCCUGCUGAGGUGGAGAAACUAACGCACAUCAAUUACGCGGAGGUACCAACGUCGGACCCGAACGGCUUCGAUCCGGAUGGCGACGGAACGCGGAUCGGCGUCUCCUACAUUUUCUCCAACGACGACGACGACCAGGACCAGGACGACAACCUGGACCACUUCCCGCCGGACAGCCGGCCGGUGAGCCACGAAGAGAAGCCCUUCGACCCGGACAACGAGCUGGAGUGCGUUGUCUACUACCGAGACGAGUGCGUCUACGAGCGGAGCUCCGGAGCCGCGUCCGUCUCCCCGGAGAGCCUCCUGGCCAAGUGCAGACCGGGCGACCUGCUGGAGUUCGUGGCCACCGGCCAGUACCCGCACUGGGCCGUUUACGUCGGCGACUUCCAGGUGGUGCACUUGCACCGCGCCGAGGUCAAGAACAACUUUCUGACCGACGUGAGCCAGGGGAAGAAGGGCAGGAUAGUGAACGGCCUGUACCGGCACCGUGCGCUCCCGCCGGAGGUGAUCGUGCGCAACGCCAUGGAUCACGUCGGAACCAGAGACAGGGACCUGUGCUGGAGGAACUCCGAGUGUUUCGCGGCCUGGUGCCGCUUCGGGAGGCGGGAGUUCAAAAUCGGGGGGGAGAUACGGAUCGGGAAGCAGCCGUACAAGUUAAAACUGCUCUUCUCCGAGAAGAAGAGCCACGUGUUGGAGUUUCAGUGCCUGGAGGACGUGAUCAUGGAGAAGCGGAGGAACGACCAGAUCGGCAAAGAUGCCGUGAUGCAGGAGCUGGCCAACCAUCUGAAUGCCACGCACGACCUCAAAGAGGAGCGCUUUGUAAACUGAUGGGUUUGUCUUGGACUUGUCGAAGGAGUUGUUGGACGGGAGGACGUGUGCUGGUGUGAGCUCUGUUGCCUCUUGAUGAGCCAGUCUAGAGCGGCUGUAUCACUCUGCCACAGGAUGUGCAGAAGAAAAGGAGGGAGGAGGUGGAAAGUUUAUCUUCACAAACUUUGAUAUCCGGAGCAGCACUUGCUCCAUUCUCAAGUGCUUUAGCAAGGAAGCUCUCAAGGCUUGAGAAGAAUAUUCAAUACCCUAAUUUGCACUGGCAAGUUAAAAUAACACAACGACCCCCACACACUCGCCUAAGUUCCUCUCUCCUCUCUUUAAAUUACCUCAACCUCAAGAUCAACUGAGUUACUGUGAUGAAUUUGCAUGAGAUCUACUUGCAGCCUUAUCUGUUAGGAGAAAAAAAUAAGAUUUAAACGACCCUUGAAUCUUUGCACACUUGUGAGGGACCCCCUCCCACGUGACCCGAGACCGAGUUCUCCAAGUGUGUGUUGCCCGUCGUAAAACUCAGGUGCCGGAUACUGAUGCAGAGUGAGAGACUACCUGUAGCUUUUAUCACUGUUUUCUCUCAGUGUUAAAGAUUCCCAUGUGUUGCUUUAUAGCCAAUCAUCUCACAGCUUUACCUGUGGACCUUCCUGUUCAUAGCCAUAUUUGUGCACCUUUAAUGAUUCGCCACUUUUAACAGUUUAUUUUUCUUGACAAAACUAAAACGAAAAUCAUGUUUGUAUGAAGGCUUAUGGAAUAAAUUUAUAUUUGAAGAUUAA
This is a messenger RNA of Poecilia reticulata (guppy), 2255 nucleotides long. It is a transcript of the gene lratd2b, whose product is annotated as LRAT domain containing 2b. The record is from RefSeq and is a predicted model, not a curated record. NCBI's taxonomy places the organism in Eukaryota, Metazoa, Chordata, Actinopteri, Cyprinodontiformes, Poeciliidae.